AUGGGUUGCCGAGCCUCCUUUCAUCGAGUAAGCCCUCUCUCUUCGAUACCUCAAUACUCAUCUCAUUGCCUUUUCAUCAAUGUAUCAUCAUUAUCAUUAUCAUCAUCACAUGGUUCUCUUAUAGCUUGCCCUUUGGUUUGGUUCACCAGUUUUCUCUGUAUUACUCGAUUCCCGUUUGUCACCAAAUCAAAUCCCAAUUCGCUUUCCGAUAAUUUAAAUACAGAAUCCCUGAGAAUAAUUAUUCAACACGACUAUUGGGACGAUCCCAGAAUUGUGAACUUGUUUGGUUCGGCUUUGGCGCCUAUUUGGGCGUCCAAGUUUUUGGUGGAACUCAGGGGAGACCCCAAGUUGGCUUUGAAAUUGUUCAGAUGGUCGAAAACCCGAAUUGGGUUUUGCCAUACUACUGAAUCUUAUUGUAUUUUGGUUCACAUACUCUUUUAUGCUAGAAUGUAUUUUGAUGCCCAUGAGAUUCUUAAAGAGCUGGUGUCGUUGAGGCGGGUGUUGCCGGGUUGUGAUGUAUUUGAUGUGUUGUGGUCAACAAGGAAUGUUUGUCGUCUGGGAUUUGGAGUGUUUGAUGCGUUGUUUAGUGUUUUGGUUGAGUUUGGAAUGCUUGAGAAAGCAAGUGAGUGUUUCUUGAGGAUGAAGAAGUUUAGAGUUUUGCCAAAAGUGCGGUCUUGUAAUGCCCUUUUGCAAAGGCUUUCAAAGUCAGGGAAGGGGAAUUUUUCAAGGAAGUUUUUUAAGGAUAUGCUUGGGGCUGGGAUUACACCUUCGGUUUUCACUUACAAUAUAAUGAUUGGUUAUUUGUGCAAAGAAGGCGAUUUGGAUACUGCUAGUUGCUUGUUUGCACAAAUGAAAAGAAUGGGCCUUACACCUGAUAUUGUGACAUAUAAUUCUCUUAUUGAUGGAUAUGGAAAGGUUGGAAUAUUAGAUAAUUCGUUUUGCAUAUUUGAAGAAAUGAAGGAUGCAGGUUGUGAGCCUGACGUAAUAACCUUCAAUUCUUUGAUUAAUUGUUGUUGUAAAUUUGAUAAGAUGCCCGAGGCUUUGAAUUUUCUCCGUGAGAUGAAUAAUAAAGGGUUGAAGCCAAAUGUCAUAACUUAUAGCACAUUAAUUGAUGCCUUCUGUAAAGAAGGGAUGAUGCAAGAGGCUGUUAAGAUUUUUAUGGACAUGAAACGAGUUGGCCUUUCACCUAAUGAGUUCACCUAUACUUCUUUGAUUGAUGCAAAUUGCAAGGCUGGCAAUUUGAGCGAAGCACUGAAGCUGAAAAAGGAGAUGUUUCAGGAAGGGAUUAGCUCGAACAUUGUAACGUAUACAGCUCUACUGGAUGGGCUAUGUCAAGAUGGGAGGAUGGAGGAUGCAGAAGAAGUCUUCAGGGAAGUACUGGAAACUGGAAUAAGUCCUAACCAGCAAAUAUGUACUGCCCUUGUUCAUGGGUAUAUUAAGGCUAAGAGGAUGGAGAACGCUAUGGAAAUAUGGAAAGAAAUUAAGGGGAAAGGCUUUAAACCCGAUUUGUUACUUUAUGGAACCAUCAUUUGGGGCCUUUGCUCCCAAAAUAAGCUUGAAGAGUCUGAGCUUGUAUUCAGUGAAAUGAAGGGUUGUGGAUCAACUCCAAAUCAUUUCAUUUACACAACACUUAUGGAUGCUUAUUUCAAGGCUGGAAAAACCAAGGAGGCACUUAAUCUAUUACAAGAAAUGCUGGACAAUGGUAUUGAGUUCACUGUUGUAACAUAUUGUGCGUUAAUUGAUGGUUUGUGCAAAAAGGGAUUGCUCCAAGAGGCAAUUAAUUACUUUAGGAGGAUGCCUGACAUUGGUUUGGAACCCAAUGUUGCAGUCUUUACAGCCUUAAUUGAUGGUCACUGUAAAAAUAAUUGCAUUGAAGCAGCUAAGGAGCUGUUUAAUGAAAUGCUAGACAAGGGUAUGAUUCCAGAUAAAGCUGCUUACUCCACUCUAAUUGAUGGAAAUUUGAAGCAUGGAAAUCUUCAAGAAGCUUUGAGCGUGGAAAAGAGAAUGAGAGAAAUGGGUAUGGAACUUGAUCUGUAUGCGUAUACUUCCUUGAUUUGGGGUCUUUCUCACUUUGGUCAGGUACAGCAAGCAAAAAUAUUGCUUGAUGAGAUGAUUGGGAAGGGUAUCCUUCCAGAUGAGAUUCUUUGUAUUUGUCUGCUAAAAAAGUACUAUGAGCUAGGGUAUUUGGAUGAAGCCUUUGAGUUGCAGACUGAAAUGCUGCAGUAUCCUGAACUGACUGUAGUAAAACAUGUGGCAGCUGGAAUUCCUGGAUUGGAAGACGUGGUAUUCAUGCCUAGAUGUGGCAACGUCCUCGAGUAG
Prunus armeniaca (apricot) is the source of this 2319-nucleotide messenger RNA. NCBI's taxonomy places the organism in Eukaryota, Viridiplantae, Streptophyta, Magnoliopsida, Rosales, Rosaceae. The record is from the annotation of a GenBank genome assembly.